AUGUUGAUACACGCAUCUGAAGCAGAAACGCUCAACUCCAUUCGCUUAGCCCUCGAGCGUGAAGAGCAGCAGAUUCGUGUCAACGACAGCACAGGCGAGGUCUACGACAUUACCAUCUCCAGAUCCGCGCCAUACGCCUCUCCCGUCGUCUCUCGCUCCGUCACACCUAGCAACACCAAUGAUGCCGCCUUCUCUGGCGUGAAUGGACUCACUUCUACCACUUCGGCAGGGCAUCGCAUCCUUCGGCUACCUCAGCUCGUAAGCAAGCGUGCACAUGGCAAUCACCAUGCCGUCCAGCAGCCUGCCAUCAUAGAGUCUCCAACACAAACCGACAGACCUUUGCCAGAUGUCGCUGAGCUUGGUCAAGGUCGCACACGUCAGCAAAACACAGCCUCGCUUAACGGCUCUAAUGGUGCCAACGGUGCCUCGUCAAGUCCCGGAGCAGGGUCAAUAGGUCGUCAGGAUGCAGCACAAAAGUCACAGUCCAGCUUUACCGCACCAACACGCCAUCAUCCAUUCCUCAGCGAACUUCCACCAUCGCCUCCUCUUGAGGCCGACUACAUUGCCGGUCACGACUCUCGCAAUGGCCUUAUGAGCACUGUCGCCAAUGGUUCGUCUCAGAUUCCCGCCUAUCCCGGCAAUGCUUCUUCUUCUUCUUCUUCUUCUUCCAACACCUAUAUGGAUGAUCGUGCCGAUGGAGCUUCUGUCCCUGCUGCGCCGCUUCUGACAAAAGCUCCCGUUGCGCGGCGAGCUUACACUGCCGACUCGACACAGAUUCUCGGCUCAGCGUCCACCUCAGCUCCCAAGGUCACGGCCGUACCUACUCUUGUCGACGAGCCCGCACAGUUGGAUGGAGUAUCUACAUCACAACAGCAGUCUCAGCCCGGUACCGGCGCAUACCGUUCGCCCAUUAAGCUCAAGGAGCGCCGCAAUGCAUCCAACGCAUCCACUGCCAGCACCGCAUACCGUACUGCCUCCUCCCAUGGCGGCGCAUCUGACGAGGACGACGAAGCUUCCUUCACCCAACGACGCUUCCCUUUGUACGGUUCUGCUUCCUCGCACUUGGCUAAUGGCACCAAUGGUGUUGUCCCAGCUCCUGCCAUCCGACUCACGCACGAUGCCUCACCUUACUUUCACCACCCACAGCAAGGUACCGAGGCAGGUCCGUCGCAAUUGCCCACGAAUGGCGACCUGUCAGGACCACCCAACGGCAUCCCACCACGUCAGCAAAUAGCCCGCCGCAAUACCACAGGCUCGUCCUUGCAAGCUCGUCGUUCUCAGUCAGGAGGCAGUCUCACGCAUUCCGUGCGCCGAUCCAGCCGAGAUCGCGAUCCCAACUCGCAAUCUGCAGGGCAGCCAUGGCUCUCUGACUCUCUCAAUUCGCUCACCACCGCUGACGGUCCAGCACAUGCUCUGCGAACAGGAGAUGCUGCUUUCGACGAAGAAGCAGCCAAGCAUGCAGAACAGCUCCGAAGAGAUCGUCGGUACAAGGAGCAAAAGGCACGAGAUGCCGCAGCCGAAGGAUCUGCGGGAGACAAAGAUGUAGGAGCUGUUGGUACUGGCGGCGUCGUUGGUGCUUUGACCCGCUCCAAGACCGGCCGAGACUGGCUGAACAAGGAUAAAGAGCGUGCCGAUCGCGAGCGUGAGGAAGACGCCGAACCCAAAGUGCUCGUCGGCAACCUCAUCGGCGAAGGUCACGCCAACUACGUGCUCAUGUACAACAUGCUCACCGGUAUUCGUAUUGGUGUUUCGAGGUGUCAGGCCAAGAUGAAGCGUCCAUUGUGCGAUGCUGACUUCACUGCCAAACACAAGUUCACCUUCGAUAUCAUCGGUCGAGAGUUGACGCCCACAGCCAAGUACGACUUCAAGUUCAAGGACUACGCACCUUGGGUCUUCCGUGAACUGCGCGAGCACUUCCACCUUGACGCGGCGGACUAUCUGUUGUCGCUCACGUCUAAGUACAUCUUGAGCGAGCUGGGCUCGCCAGGUAAGAGUGGAUCCUUCUUUUACUUCUCGCGCGACUACCGCUUCAUCAUCAAAACGAUCCGACACAAUGAGCACAAGUUCUUGCUGCGCAUCCUCAAGGACUACCACGAACAUGUCAAAGCCAACCCGCAUACACUGUUGAGCCGCUUCUACGGCUUGCACCGUGUCAAGCUACCAGGUGGCCGCAAGAUUCACUUUGUCAUCAUGAACAACCUCUUCCCACCUCAUCGUGACGUUCACGAGACGUAUGAUCUGAAGGGGUCUUCGAUCGGAAGAGAAUUUCCCGAGGACAAGGCGGCCGCCAAGUCCGGUGCAGUGCUCAAGGAUCUCAACUGGCUCAAGCGCGGGCGCUCGAUCGAGUUGGGUCCUGAGAAGCGAGCUUUGCUCGAAGCACAGUUGCAAAGCGAUGUGGCGCUAUUGCAGCGACUCAACAUUAUGGACUAUUCGCUGCUGAUUGGAUUGCAUGACAUGCGUAGGGGAAACAAGGACAAUCUGCGACAGGACAACUUGCGUGUCUUUCAGCCCGAGACCAAGGAGUUGAAGCGUCAGCCUACUCAGGUCAAGCGUCCGACUGGUACCGGAAGCGAGCAAGAUGCUUCUGCCUUGCGUCAAGCCGUUCGUCGGUCUGAUCCGAAGGCGCUCAACGCACAGCAGGUGACCAAGCUGCCCGAUCGCGAUGUGAGCGAACGUCGUCACUUCUUGUUCUACCAGGACGAAGGUGGAUUCCGAUCGACGGACGAACACAACCAGCCUGGGCAUAUGAUCUACUAUCUUGGUGUCAUUGACCUCUUCACGCCCUACACAUCAGUCAAGCGCGGCGAGACGAUCUGGAAGGGCCUGACUCAGAACCGACACAUGAUCAGUUCAGUGCCUCCCAAAGAGUACGGUCAGCGCUUCUUUGACUUCCUCUGCAGUGUCAUUACGGGUGGUGACAAGAGUCGUAGGCCCAAGAUGUGGGGCUUUACAGGCGAAGAUGCGACCAAAGCUAAGGGCAACAAGGGCAAAGAUCUUCAGAUUGAGAAGACGGUUCAGAAGCAGCAGUAG
Messenger RNA from Ustilago hordei, 3030 nucleotides. RefSeq lists its product as uncharacterized. The coding region runs from base 1 to 3030 and encodes 1009 amino acids. Lineage: Eukaryota; Fungi; Basidiomycota; Ustilaginomycetes; Ustilaginales; Ustilaginaceae. The transcript has a single exon. Gene Ontology annotation, biological process: phosphatidylinositol metabolic process. The record is from RefSeq and is a predicted model, not a curated record. Gene Ontology annotation, molecular function: phosphatidylinositol kinase activity.